Messenger RNA from Purpureocillium lilacinum, 1539 nucleotides. RefSeq lists its product as uncharacterized. Gene Ontology annotation, molecular function: protein kinase binding. Gene Ontology annotation, biological process: signal transduction. The record is from RefSeq and is a predicted model, not a curated record. NCBI's taxonomy places the organism in Eukaryota, Fungi, Ascomycota, Sordariomycetes, Hypocreales, Ophiocordycipitaceae. Gene Ontology annotation, cellular component: nucleus; nucleotide-activated protein kinase complex; cytoplasm.
AUGGGCAACAACCACUCAUCGGCCUCCAAGGAGGCGACGUCGUCGUCGGGAGCCGCUGCCGCCGCCCCGCAGGGCCCCUCGGACAGCAACAAGGCCUCAACCUCCUCGACGACCACCACGUCGGCUUCCACGCCCACGUCGGCCACGACGUCGCCCACCCAGCCUCACCAUCACCAUCACCACUUCGGUAGCAUUCACCGCCAUCACCAGGACGUCGUCCCCGGCCGCAAGGACGCCCGCAACAUCAUCCCCGAGCACACCACCCACCGCUCCGUCGCGCCCCCGGAGGCGUCCCUCGCUCUGGCCCAGGGCUCGACCACCGUCGUUAACCGCCCCAAGAGCAGUCUGCCCGGCACCGCCGUCUCCUCCCUCAGCGGCUCCCCGCACAGCAACGUCUCCGCGACGCCCAACAAGCCCUCGUCUUCCUCGUCCGCCGCCGCCGUCUCCUCGGGCCAGUCUGCCGCCGACCGCCACCCGCCAGUCCGUGACGAGCCCUCCAAGCCCGUCGACGUCCCCCUCGAGUCGUCGUCGCUGCGGUCCGCCCACCACGACCCCCACCAUCCCUCCCGCGAGCCCCUCCCCGCCGACUCGAACCUCAUCUCCAACAGCAGCAUGACGGACAUGUAUCUGAGGGGCCCGCCGCGGCUGCCCCUCCCCAUUGACGAGGAGGUCCACACGCCCGGAUCGCCCAUCCUCGCUCCCGAAGAGGGUCUCGACGACGUCGAGCUGGGCGGCUCGUCGGACGCCCUGACGAGGAAGAGCUCUGCCCUGAGCGCCAACACGGUCGACGACGACGAGUCGGAGGAGCUGCGCGUCGACAAGACGCGGCCUGUCGUGCCGACCAAGCUCGAGUGGAAGCGCGGCGGCGACAAGGUCUAUGUGACGGGCACCAUUUUCCAGUGGAACCGCAAGCAGAGGCUGCAUCCAGUAGAGGGCAAGCCGGGAUGCUUCGCCGCUACCAUCCUCAUCCUGCCCGGGACGCACCAUGUGCGCUUCCUCGUCGACGGGAUCAUGCAGACGUCGCCGGACCUGCCGACGACGGUCGACUUUGGCAACAACCUCGUCAACUACAUCGAGGUCAGUCCUGAGGACGCGCUCCCGGCGCAGAGGAGCGCCUCCAAGGCGGGUAGCGAGACGGAGGGCGCGUCGCGGACCAGCUCGCAGGCCAAGGACCAGCCUAGGCCGCCCAAGGGCAGACCCGUCGAGCCCCCCGAGAACUACCGCCGCGACAUCCCGCAGUACCUGAUGGACUUUGACCAGCCCGAGGACUCGGGCUCGUACAGGAACGCCGUCUCGGCCAUCGAGAAGCUCCCGACGCCGCCCAGCCUGCCCGGGUUCCUGGGCAAGCCCAUCCUCAACGCGGCGACACUGAUGAAGGACGACAACAGCGUGCUCAACAUGCCCAACCACACGGUGCUCAACCACCUGGCCACGAGCAGCAUCAAGAAUAACGUCCUGGCCGUGUCCGCGACGACGAGAUAUCACAACAAGUAUGUCACGACAAUCAUGUACAAGCCGACAUCGGCGGACGAGGGUUGA